AUGAAAUGGAUACCGGCAGUAUCGAAACGAACUAUGUUUAUAUAUUUCAUAUUAUUGUUUCUAUUAUACUUAUUCUAUGCUCUGAAUACUUAUUUAGUUGACGAAAGAAAGCUUACUCAGAAAUAUUUGUUUUUCAAACGACACAUAUCAAACUAUACAAGCGUCUCAGUGAGAUUUGCUUCGUUCUUGGGUAUUAAUAUUGGCGAAGAUAACAACUACCAAAGUCAAUAUCCAGUGAAAAGAUUGCCAGAUGCUCUUAUUAUUGGUGUUAAAAAGUGUGGUACACGGGCUUUGUUAGAGUUUUUAAGAUUGCAUCCAGAUGUUAGAGCGGCAGGAUCAGAAGUGCAUUUCUUUGAUAAAUAUUAUCAAAAAGGCUUCGAAUGGUACAGAGACAAAAUGCCGACAACCAUUAAAGGUCAGAUUACUAUGGAGAAGACCCCGUCAUACUGGGUGACGAGAUCAGCCCCAAAACGCGUAUAUGCAAUGAAUCCUUCGGUCAAGUUGCUUGCAGUAGUGAGAGACCCAGUUACUAGAGCCAUCAGUGACUACACUCAGUCGGCAAGCAAAAGACCAAGCCUGCCCCGUUUCGAAGACUUAGCAUUAGUGAAUAGCACGGUGGGCUGGGGCGGGAUACCGUCUGUCGUGGAUGCAACCUGGCCACCCGUCAGGUUGGGCGUCUACGCCCGUCCGCUACGCCGUUGGCUCCGAAGGUUCCCCAGGACCAGACUCCUGCUGAUAAGUGGUGAGAGGCUCGUGGCAGACCCAGCUGCUGAGAUGGCCAGAGUCCAGGAAUUCCUUGGUCUGAAGCGCGUGAUCACCGACAAGCAUUUCUACUUCAACUCGACGAAGGGCUUCCCGUGUCUCCUGAAGUCUGAGAGCCGCUCGAUACCUCACUGCUUAGGGAAAACAAAGGGCAGAAGUCAUCCACAUAUCGAUCCGACGGCUAUAGAGCGGUUGAGGGACUUUUAUCGGCCAUUUAACGAAAGAUUUUAUCAAAUGUCAGGCAUUAAUUUUGGUUGGCCAUAACAUCUGAUUGUUGAAGAAUUGUUAGCGUUAUAUCACAUCAUCAGCCCACUGCAGUCCACUACACGCUGGACAUAGGCCUCUCCCAAGGCAGGCCUUCACUGGGCACGAUCUUCAGCUUAUAUAUCUUAUAACACAUGUUGAUUUAAAACGUGUGAAAUUAGGUAGUCAACUGUGAUUUAUAUUGUAUUUGAUUGAUUUUACUUAUAUUUGUAGUGAAUGAAUACUCAA
Achroia grisella is the source of this 1254-nucleotide messenger RNA. RefSeq names its product heparan sulfate glucosamine 3-O-sulfotransferase 3B1 (gene Hs3st-B). Gene Ontology annotation, molecular function: [heparan sulfate]-glucosamine 3-sulfotransferase activity. The transcript has 6 exons. NCBI's taxonomy places the organism in Eukaryota, Metazoa, Arthropoda, Insecta, Lepidoptera, Pyralidae. The coding region runs from base 1 to 1026 and encodes 341 amino acids. The record is from RefSeq and is a predicted model, not a curated record.